Messenger RNA from Telopea speciosissima, 701 nucleotides. RefSeq lists its product as uncharacterized. The coding region runs from base 54 to 668 and encodes 204 amino acids. The transcript is spliced from 2 exons. The record is from RefSeq and is a predicted model, not a curated record. NCBI's taxonomy places the organism in Eukaryota, Viridiplantae, Streptophyta, Magnoliopsida, Proteales, Proteaceae.
AAGUUACUUAAUUUUCUUGAGUGUCUGAAAGAAGAAGAAGAAGAAGAGAAGAGAUGGGGAAGAAGAAAACGGGUUUUGGGCGUAGAGCAUGGAACCUACUGCGGCUAGCAUUUUUGUGGGGGAGGAAAGGUGGGUUAUUCAGAAGUAGGCUGAUGAUGGAUCUCAGACUCCUAACAAGCAACAUAAAGCAGGGCCUCCUCCGCCACAACAACUACUACCCUUAUUCCCCUGAUCGCAUCCAUUACAGGGAACGCCAAUUCUCCUUCGAUGACACCCCAAUCUUUCAUUUCAAGAUGCAACGCCCUUCUUCCGUGAGAUUCCGCAUUCCCUGUCUCAACCCUCCUUCCGUCGAUUUCGAUUUCGAUUUCGAUUUCGAUGACGAUCUCCUGUUCAACAACAACAACCAAUCUGACAAUGGUAGAAAGAGUUUCUUGCUCAGUGGUAAAGAAGAGGAAGAAGAUUUCGAGGAUUUUGAUUCUGGAGACGAUGGACGGAGGAGUUCUGCAGUGAUAUCGUGCCGGGAAGAACUAUUGGAAGAUGAUGACCAAGGAGGAGAGAUUGAUCUAAGAGCAGAGGAGUUCAUUGCCGAGUUCUACGAGCAAAUGAAGCUACAGCGACAAAUUUCCUAUCUCCAAUACCACGACAUGCUUAAUAGAGGGACAAGUUGAGCUGUGAAUGUGGCGAUCCAGGCUGCUAGCCAC